AUAUACAACAUAAAAACAUAUAUAUAAACUGUUAAAGACUACGUCAAAUCCAUUACUCACGGAAACCGCACUUGAGUGAAUGUAGGUUACUUCUCAUUACUGAUGUUAUGACAUCCUUAUCGCAGAUAGCUUGACUGAAGUUUGCACUGCAUUAUCAUAUAUUGCUGAUUACAAAACGGAUGCAUCUAUUGACGCCGAACUAGAUACAAAUUUUAAAAAAUGUAGCCGUACGAAUUCUUUAAAAAAUGCGUGAUGCACGUCGGUAAUAGGUUAAAUUUAGACAACCCUUUAAACCCGCACGAUAUGCUUAUCAGAUGUUGGUAUUCCUGACUCACAUACAGUUUGGAUUAUUUAAUUAUCUCCGACAUUAAGUUGAAAGCUUACUCAGAAUGUGCCACUAUUCGUCACUACACGUUUUAUUUUGAAAAGUUUUUUUUUUACUUUUCCGACUUCUUUAACAGAGUUUGCUAAGCACUUACUUCUGGGGGCCAUUAUCGAACACGUCAUAUGUUAAUUGAUGACUGUGAACCUUUUGGGUGUCAAUCCUGGCCUGAAUCCGUCCGAGAGAACCGGAAACCCGCAGCAAAACACCCUGGACAUCACAGUGACGUCACUUCCUGUUUAGGAAGUGUGGAGUCAAUUAAACCCCCAGGUAAACUUUUGCUUUAGCUAAUCGGCGGAUCAUUCUGCAAGAUGCUGCCAACUGAGAGCUUCAAAAAGAUCUCCCAAGCGUUCACAGACGUGGGUCCUGUGCCUACGAAGCGGGAUUCUAACCGUGGCGCUUUGUCCUGCGCUUUGUUCGGCAUUCAGACAUAUUUGGACCUCCCUCGGGCUCUGAGCGUCGGCGCCGCGGUGUUCCAGGACGGACACCUGCACCGGCUGCUCACGUACCCCUUUCACCACAAGACCCCCGCCCAGCUGCUCCUGAGCGUCGCCGCCCUGGUGCUCCUCGGCGGCAGUUUGGAGCGCGGCGUCGGCACCGUGCGCUUCCUGUUCCUCUUCUCCCUGCUGUCCUCCACCGCGGGCUUCCUCUACAGCGUCCUGGACCUCGUGCGCAGUGGCGACAGCCGCAGCCCCGCAGAGGGCUUGGUUCCCGUGACCCUGGCGUGCGUGGCUCUGACUACCAUGCGCACUAAAAUGACCAAAGGGUUUUUGUGUGGGAUCAGUUUCCCCACCGUGGCUCUCCCCUGGGUGCUCCUCCUCAUCACCUCGGCCCUCGUCCCGCACAGUGUGCUCCCCUGUAACGUCGUCGGCAUCCUGGUCGGGUGGAUGUACGGGAAAGGGUGGCUGUCUCUCCUGAACAUGUCGGAGGUCCGGGCCGGCGCCCUGGAGAAGACGGUGCCUUUUAGGUUGUUGAGGAGCAUCCGAGGAGUGAAGUUUGUACCUGCGUCCACGGAGGAGAGGAGGAAGACCCUCCUCCCGCGGAUCAAUCCGACUCCUGGCUCCUACCCGGUCCAGGCGUACGCGCCGUUUCCCAACGUCAGCACGCCCAAUUCCAACGCUGGUAUCUACGAGGGCUGGCCCAAUUCAACCGGGGCUCGGCCCGGCACCACGCCGCCCGGCAACCCGCACGGACAUGGCUCUGCACGCAGCUUUGGGCCAAGUCAAGGACUUUCUUCAGAGCAGAAUCUCAGCCAAAGUUGCAACCACAGUGACGGCCAUGGCCACGGCCACAGUCAUAGCGACGGCCAUGGCCACAGUCACAGUGCUGGUCAUAGCGACGGCUAUGGUCAUGGUCAUAGUGAUGGUCAUGGUUGUAGUCAUAGCUAUGGCCAUGGUGACGGCUAUGGUCAUGACCAUGGUCAUAGUCAUAGUGAUGGUCACAGUCAUUUAUAGGGUUGCUUUGUCUACCAUAGUAUAUUUUUCAGUUAAACCCACAUGGGCACCUGCAGCAUCUCUUUUCUUUGGGAGCGUCGUCUAAAAUGGGAAAUGCACGGACUCUUUUUAAGCAGACUUGUAGGCCUUUAAAGCAUUUGGGAGUGUCUAGCUGGCUGUAUAUUUGAAGGACAUUUAUCAGAGGGUCUAGAUGUUCUGAGUGGAUUCUGUAUAUAUGUUGAUAUACUCUUGUGCAAUCCCCCCUCAUAAACUAUGUGCUCAACAUAAUGUCUCAAGAAAGAAAAAAAGACAUUCCAAGAUGCCAAAUGCGAGAUUGGGAGCAUUUCUUUUGCAUAUGAGCGGCUCUCAAUAGUGACGACUAAGCUGUCAAAGCACUUGUCAAAGGAUGCGACAGAGUGGAAACCGUAAAAAUCUCCAUUUAGUUGGAGAGAUUUUGCUGUGUAGAAUAUUCUGAAUAAACAAAGGUUUCUCCUCUGAAAUCAUAUAUACUUAUAUCAUA
This is a messenger RNA of Gasterosteus aculeatus aculeatus (three-spined stickleback), 2335 nucleotides long. Lineage: Eukaryota; Metazoa; Chordata; Actinopteri; Perciformes; Gasterosteidae. The record is from RefSeq and is a predicted model, not a curated record.